This is a messenger RNA of Racocetra fulgida, 558 nucleotides long. NCBI's taxonomy places the organism in Eukaryota, Fungi, Glomeromycota, Glomeromycetes, Diversisporales, Gigasporaceae. The record is from the annotation of a GenBank genome assembly.
AUGUCCGACCAUAAAUUAACUAUCACCGAAACUAAAUAUUUAAGAAUUUUAGCCCGUAAACAUAUUUUAUUACCAACUAAAUUUAAAAAGCCCUUAGUGACCAAAGAGCGGAUAAAAGAUAGCCGUUUUGUAGAGACUAAUAAGGACCCAAUAGGAGAAUUACACAGCAAAGGAAGAUUUGUGGUGGGGAUUGGGAGUAUUCAUGAAAAAGGAACUCGUUAUACUCUGAAAGGAAGAGCUAUUGAGUUUGAUUUGAAUUUGGAGCAUCAGCAAGUAGAAUAUAAGAAUUUGUAUCUUUUACGCGGUAAAGAACCCAUUAAGGCCAAUCGUUUUACUUUUUUUAAGUUUUUGCAGCAGAUUAAGAAGGAAAUGAAUUUACCUAUUAAUAUAGAACUUGCCCCUCAUACUUUAAGGAGAUGCUUCGCUACUUAUCAGGCUAUUUCGGGUAUGCCUUUGCCGGUGUUGCAGAAGGUAUUGGGACACAACAAUUUAGCCACUACUUCUUAUUAUAUUAGGGCAGGAGAUUUGGAUAAUUUGGUGAAAUUUAGACCUGUAUAG